AUGAUUUUGGGAAAGAACGCAUUAUGCGGUACCGUAUUAUCAGAAAGUGACACUGGUGGUGGUGCAGGCGGUGGUGAAGAAUCACAAACCGAUCUAGAAGACGAUGGCGGUGGUAAAGGGGGUGGCGGCGGCGGCGAUGGAACGAAUGAUCAUCACCGACAACAAUCUUCGCAUCGAACAUCAUCAUCAGGAAAUAUUGCACAUCCGCAAUCCCAUCAUAGUCAUCAACAAACAGUUAGUUUUGGUGGUACAUACAUUCAAAGUGGUAACGGUAGUAAUCAACAAUAUACUCAUCAUCAUCAUCGUGGUAGUGGGAGUGGUGGUGGGAGUGGGAGUCGUGGAGGGGGUACACAACAUGUUAGAUCACCACCAUCUAGUACACGGUCACCACCAUCGUUACAAACAUCACGGGAGGAGGAUGAAGAAGAGGAUGAUAGUAGUAAUGCUGAUUGUCGAAGUCCUGGUCAAAGGUUAGUAUAA
Molecule: messenger RNA, 480 nt
Organism: Chrysoperla carnea
Lineage: Eukaryota; Metazoa; Arthropoda; Insecta; Neuroptera; Chrysopidae
Product: putative glycine-rich cell wall structural protein 1
Exons: 2
Coding region: 1-480 (159 amino acids)
Source: RefSeq, a predicted model, not a curated record